This is a messenger RNA of Branchiostoma belcheri (Belcher's lancelet), 2294 nucleotides long. RefSeq names its product menin-like. Gene Ontology annotation, biological process: negative regulation of cell cycle; negative regulation of cell population proliferation; regulation of transcription by RNA polymerase II. Gene Ontology annotation, cellular component: histone methyltransferase complex; chromatin; nucleus. Gene Ontology annotation, molecular function: transcription cis-regulatory region binding; Y-form DNA binding; chromatin binding. The coding region runs from base 149 to 1699 and encodes 516 amino acids. The transcript is spliced from 6 exons. The record is from RefSeq and is a predicted model, not a curated record. NCBI's taxonomy places the organism in Eukaryota, Metazoa, Chordata, Leptocardii, Amphioxiformes, Branchiostomatidae.
AUGUUGGACUUAUUUAAAUGCAUUUAGAGGUUGUUUUAACAAUUUCUUGUGAAUAGUUAACUAUAGACACCCCCAGUAGGUGUAGUCGACCGUCCCGUUGAUUCGAACAGUUUUGCGCGCGCUGACGCAGUGAGCAAUUUCACUCAACAUGGCGGGCUUUCGAGAUGAGGAUAAACGCCACUUCCCUUUGCAAGACAUCAAAUCCGUCGUGGAACUCUUUCGAUCGCAACUGUCAUGCAGCGUAGAGCCCAAUCUGGCACUGCUCUCUGUGACCCUGGGGUAUAUUGAGAAUGUCCUGACCAACAACAGGGCCCUGAACAAGGUAGAUAGCGGGGCUAAUUUGGAGCCGAUCUUUCCCGUGGUGGAGCUCGCUCCUGUGGAAGCCCUGUACCACAAGUUCGUCUGUCAGAUCAAAGGCUCCGUCGAUCUGAGCCAGUUCACGCACGGGGUGGCGACGCGGGAGCUCGUGAAAAAGGUGUCUGACGUGAUUUGGAGCUCGCUGUCACGGUCGUACCACACUGACAGAGCGCAUCUGCAGUCCCUCUACAGCUAUCUCACAGGAAAUCGCCUGGACUGUUUCGGGGUUGCGUUUGCUGUGGUCGCUGCCUGCCAGGUGCUGGGCUAUAAGGAUGUCCACCUGGCCCUGUCUGAAGACCACGCCUGGGUAACCUUUGGGGACAAGGGUGCUGAGACAGCAGAGGUGACGUGGCACGGGAAGGGGAACGAGGACAAGAGAGGACAGCCCAUCAGUGUGGGAGUGGCUGAGAAGAGCUGGUUGUACCUGUAUGGUUUCCCUGUGCAGUGUACCAGGAGCAUGGAGGUGGCAGCCAUGGUGUCGGCCAUCAAUCCGUCCAUAGACUCACACACAGACAGCAUCGAGAUGGCAUCACUGCAACAGGAGCUGCUUUGGUUGCUGUAUGAGAUGGGGCAUCUACGAAAGUAUCCCAUGGCCCUGGGAAACCUGGCUGAUCUGGAGGAGAUUGACCCCACUCCAGACAAACCCCCUCCUAUACAGCUGUUCCACGAAGGCAUCCAUGCUGGCAAAGUAUACUACAACAACCAACAUGUCUACCCCUAUACCUACCUGGGCGGCCACUAUUAUAGGCGUGGUCAGUUCAAGGAUGCUCUCCAUUGCUGGGCUCAGGCUGCUAAUGUUAUCAGAAGCUACAACUACAACCGUGAGGACGAAGAAAUUUACAAGGAGUUCCUUGAGAUAGCUCACGAGCUCAUCCCCAACGUGCUGAAGUCGGUAAGCCUGUCGACCCUGCAGUCCCCUGCGCUGUCUCCAGCCUCCAGCACUGACGACUCUUCAGAGAAGUCAAACGGACGAUCCACCCCGGUGGCAGUGGCACAGUCGCCCUUGCUAAACGACCCCGAGUGUUUCGCUUACCUGCUGCAGUUAUAUGACGGCAUCUGUCAGUGGGAGGAAGGGAGCUCGACGCCAGUCCUACAUAUCGGGUGGGCCAAGCACAUCGUGCAAUCUAUAAACAGCUUCUCACCUCAAGUCAGGUCAAAGUUAAACAUCCUCUUAAUCGGAGAUCAAGGGGAAGUGCUAAAAGAUGAGGAAGAAGAGGAGGAGGAAGAAGAGGAGAAGGAAAAAGAUGAAGAAGAAAAUAAGACGGAAGAAAAGGAGGAGACAAAGAAAGGUAGAGGUCGCGGGUCAAAAGGCAGUAGGGACCGUCGCAAAAGGAAAAGGUAGAGAAGGAAAAGAACGGGGUAGUGUUAGAAGGGAAGGAGGCAAAAGGGAAGGCCGAUGCACAGAGCAGACAGGAGCACAGUGGCAAUACCAGGCUAACCAAUGAGACCCUGCUGUCUACCAUUGAGAGCCUGGCCUCGAAGGUGGAUCCUGACUCCCAGAACGAGGCCCCACACCCGAACAUUGCCGACCUGGCUGCGAAGUGCGGGGAGAACAUCCUGAACCCAGACGUACCUGCUGGGAGGCCUGGAGCGCAGCUGCAGUCCCUUCGCCACGCGUACCGUGGACUCCCGUCCUGACGUCAGCGAGUUCCUCAGUCAGCGGUCCAAUGGCAACCCCUUCCCUGGUAUGACCAUGGAGUCUGUAUUGAAAGCGGAGAGCCCUGCGGAGAUGGCUUUCCAGACCUCGCAGGGUCAGGGAGACACCGCGAGCCGAGGUAACGCCGCCCCCGUCCUCGGUACGACAGAGGACGACAAGUUCAAGGUGCCCAUGCCCCCCCUCCCGUCGUCAAGUUCUCCAGUGCAAAGAUGAAGGGGCUGAAGGAACUGCUGACCUCCACGGGUAAGCUGAACGCCAGUGCAAUCAAGCUGCAGCUGAC